Messenger RNA from Prorocentrum cordatum, 725 nucleotides. NCBI's taxonomy places the organism in Eukaryota, Dinophyceae, Prorocentrales, Prorocentraceae. The record is from the annotation of a GenBank genome assembly.
AUCUUUUGGUAUAUUGUGUAGCUGUGGCACGCAGAGUCCACUUGAGCCCUUUCUUUCUUUGGGCACAGUGUGUCCAGGGCCGUUCCAGGCGCUGCACUUCAGUAGUACCGUUGAGGUUCGGAUUGUUCUGUCUCAUCCGUGUUGCAUUGCACUCGGAAGCUUGGUGAUUGCGUUUUUCAUCCGUGAAGACAUGUUCAUCAGCAGCCUUCUCCUGCCUCAUUUCUGCCAUCGGACGUUACAGGGUCUCAACAAUUUUGUCACAAGCGACAUCAAGAUGGUUGCCCCAGGGUGGCUCAGCAGGCCUUCAAUUGCUCCAGGCGGUUUUCCAUGGUACUCUCUCGGGCAAGUUUUCCAACCAUUUUUUUGCCAUUGCGUGUGUGUGUUGCGUCGUCGAUGCCUGGGUCUUGGUGUGCGCCGAUUUCAGUUCAUCGCUCACCCCGCCCGCCGUUGCGUGACAGCGCUUCGGGGCAGUGCUUCGCAAGCCCGGAGGCCCAGCCUGCAGGUGCAGGCAGCCAUGCAGGGAGACUGCGAUCUAAAUGGUCUUGACCCCGCGGCAGCCGCGGAAGCGCAGAAGCUGGACCUCAUCCGGCAAGGCUUCCGCAUCAACUGGAUGAACAUGCGGGACGCCGCGACUGGCCGAGUUCUCUGGGAGAACCACGAUUGGCCGGUCGAGUGUUUGGAGACAGAGGCGCAGGUGCCGCGGGAGGUCCUGCAGUGCCGCCAGG